This is a messenger RNA of Medicago truncatula (barrel medic), 1537 nucleotides long. Its product is annotated as mitogen-activated protein kinase homolog MMK2. The transcript has 6 exons. Bases 301 to 1419 code for a protein of 372 amino acids. The record is from RefSeq and is a predicted model, not a curated record. Gene Ontology annotation, molecular function: ATP binding; MAP kinase activity. Gene Ontology annotation, biological process: protein phosphorylation. Lineage: Eukaryota; Viridiplantae; Streptophyta; Magnoliopsida; Fabales; Fabaceae.
CACAUAAACAUGCUUACGCAAACAAACACACCUUAACCCUCUCUCUCUCUCUGGUCAAAAGUCAUAAUACACAUUUUUUCUCUCCUUCACCGUGUACAAAACCAAAUACUACCUUAACCCAACGAAAUGUCAAAGACUUUUACUACACCUUAAAACACGUACUAGGUCUAGUACCUUCUAAAUUCAGUGCACCCCACUUAACAAAUUUAGCUUCUUUCUAUAAAAAUCAUUGUUUUCUUUGUUGGGUCUCUUCCUAUUUUCUGGUUUAAUUUGGAUUCUUAACUUCUACACAAGACAGACAUGUCUCUUGCUUCAUCUGACCACAACAAUAUUAAGGGAGUUCUUACUCAUGGUGGACGCUAUGUUCAGUACAAUAUCUAUGGUAAUUUAUUUGAAGUGUCUAACAAGUAUGUCCCUCCUAUUCGUCCUAUUGGAAGAGGAGCUUAUGGUAUUGUCUGUGCUGCUGUAAAUGCGGAGACACGGGAAGAAGUUGCCAUUAAGAAGGUUGGCAAUGCAUUUGACAACAGAAUUGAUGCUAAAAGGACCUUACGAGAAAUUAAACUUCAGCGGCACAUGGAUCAUGAAAAUGUGAUAGCCCUCAAGGACAUUAUACGACCACCACAGAAGGAGAAUUUCAAUGACGUGUACAUUGUUUAUGAGUUAAUGGAUACUGAUCUGCAUCAAAUAAUUCGUUCCAAUCAAACAUUGACUGAUGAUCAUUGUCGGUAUUUUCUGUAUCAGUUGUUACGAGGACUGAAAUAUGUACACUCAGCAAACGUUCUUCACCGUGAUCUAAAGCCUAGCAACUUACUACUGAAUUCCAAUUGUGAUCUUAAGAUCGGAGACUUUGGUCUAGCUAGAACUACGUCUGAAACUGAUUUCAUGACUGAGUAUGUGGUUACUCGAUGGUACCGAGCUCCAGAAUUGCUUCUAAAUUGUUCAGAAUAUACUGCAGCCAUUGAUAUAUGGUCUGUUGGUUGCAUCCUUGGUGAAAUCAUGACAAGAAAACCUCUAUUUCCUGGGAAAGAUUAUGUCCAUCAGCUCAAAUUGAUCACAGAGCUCAUAGGUUCGCCUGAUGACGCCAGCCUUGGAUUUAUACGAAGUGAUAAUGCUCGUAGAUAUGUAAAACAGCUUCCUCAAUAUCCAAGGCAGCAAUUUGCUGCUAGGUUUCCCAACAUGUCUCCUGGUGCUGUUGAUUUGUUAGAGAGGAUGCUUGUUUUUGAUCCAAACAGGCGCAUUACAGUUGACGAGGCUCUGCGUCACCAAUACUUGGCACCUCUCCAUGAUAUUAACGAGGAACCUGUUUGCUCCAGACCUUUCAAUUUUGAUUUUGAGAAACCGUCUUUCACUGAAGCAGAUAUCAAGGAGCUCAUCUGGAGAGAAUCCGUGAAGUUCAAUCCUGAUCCACCUAUUUAUUGAGAUUUUGCAUUUACCGUUCUAUGUAUAUAGUGAAAUACUUGAUACCUUACUGAGAACUUCUUUUUGACAAAUUAUAUUGAGAUUGAAUAAGACUGUUGUGAGGUUUCCUUUUAUUUAA